Molecule: messenger RNA, 801 nt
Organism: Eucalyptus grandis
Lineage: Eukaryota; Viridiplantae; Streptophyta; Magnoliopsida; Myrtales; Myrtaceae
Product: ethylene-responsive transcription factor 13-like
Exons: 1
Coding region: 1-801 (266 amino acids)
Biological process (GO): ethylene-activated signaling pathway; regulation of DNA-templated transcription
Molecular function (GO): DNA binding; DNA-binding transcription factor activity
Source: RefSeq, a predicted model, not a curated record
AUGCUUCAGGAAAUCUUCGGUCCCUUUGAGACCGAUCCAUGCGAUUCUUUGAAAUCCAUCUGUCAGCAUCUUCUUGAAGAAGAUGAUGAUGAUGAUGCCGUCAACGCAGCAUUUUCUACACAAACUCCAGCAAACAUUUGCAGGAGGUGUUCAAGCUUCAGCAAUCUUUUACUGUUGGAGAGUUGGAGCGAGCUGCCCCUAAAAGUCGAUGACUCGGAGGACAUGGUGGUGUACAGCGCUUUACGCGAUGCGCUCAAUUCCGGGUGGACAGUGCCUCUGGCUUCGAGCCAAGAACUGGAUUUCGAAGUGACGACCAUUGAUUAUAACAGCGUAGGUCUGGCGACAGAGGAGAAACAAGAGACAGUGGAGCGUGAGGUACAAGUGCCGGUCAAGAAGACGCAUUAUAGAGGAGUGAGGAGGCGGCCGUGGGGAGAAUACGCAGCAGAAAUGAGGGACCCCAAGAAAAACGGAGCAAGGAUUUGGCUUGGCACUUAUGAGACGCCCGAGGACGCGGCAUUGGCCUAUGACCAGGCAGCUUUUAAGAUGAGGGGGUGCAAGGCCAAGCUCAACUUCCCACACCUCAUCGGCUCCACUGACUACGAGCCCAUCAGGGUCAGCCUGAAACGUCGGUCUGCCGAGCCUAGCUCGCCGUCCACGUCUAGUGGUGAAAGCUUUCUGACAGGGACGAAGAUGAGAAAGAGAGAGGUUAAUGUAGAUGCUAAGGUGGAUUUUCAAAGUCCAAUCCCCUUUCACAUUCUUGAUGUGGGCUUGUUGUGUGUGGAUGAACAAUUUUUGUUUUGA